AUGGAUCUCUCACGGCAAGAGUACCCAACCCUGGUGGCCACUCUACAUCCCGGCCAAGCUACGACUAUCCUGAGCGAUCGCAUUCGAGUCAUUCACAAGAUCAAUGCGGAUAUCGCGGAUUACCUACAGGAACGACGUCGCGUUGAAGAAGCAUACGCUCAAGGGUUACGGAAGCUGGCGCAUCGGCCGCAGUUAGACAAUGGAGCUGCUCUUGGCAUUUUCCAAAUCCCCUGGCAACGCAUCAUCAGUGCCACCGAAACGCUCGCCGUGUCGCACGAGACCCUUGCAAACAAGAUUGAGGAGGAUGUGGAACGACCUUUAAGGGAAUUCGGCAGCAAAAAUCCAGAGAUGAACUCGAUGCCCGGUAUCCAGAGCAAUCUGGCGGGGUUGGCGAAGAAUGUGGAGACUGCGCAGAAGAAGGUGGAUAAGGCCCGGGCGAAGGGUGCCAAAGGUGCAGACAAACUUUCUAACGAGAUCGCCAAUGCCGAGGAAGUUCACCGGCAAUGGGAAUCACGAGCUCCCUUUGUUUACGAGCAACUCCAGGCCGCCGAUGAGACCCGGCUCAACCACCUUCGGGAUGUGCUAACACAAUUGGAGACCCACGAGCUGGACCAAGUCGAGCGUGGUCGCCAGGCUGCUGAAAGCUGCUUGAACAUUCUUCUCAAUGUGGAAACUGCAGAUGAGAUCAAGACCUUUGCUGCUAAAAUGGCGGGUCCACGGGUCCCUGUGACGCAGGUCAUCGCCAGAAGUCAGACUGACCGGGCAGAGACACCUUCCACAAUUGAGCCAUCAUCCGAGCGGACACAGUCUGCGCCAGUCGAGCGUCAUUACUCCACACCACCAACAGAGGCACCACUUCCGCCCCCUCCACGCAUCCAGGAUGAUGCGGCAAGCCAACUGUCAGAGACAUCUGAGAGACCCACCGUCGCUCAGACAUCACAAGAAGCACAGCCAUGGCAUACUCCCUUGGGGGGAUUGAGACGUCUUGGCACUGUCAUGAAUAGGAGAAAGAGCAUUGUUGGACCCUUGACUGGAACUUUUGACCGAAAGGCAGAGAAGAAACGUAGUCCCUUUGCUGCAUUUAAGCGAGCCGACACCUCUCGCGAUAUGCAAAUACCAGAAUCUCCCCCCCUGACCGCCACCGGCCGUCCGGGGACAUCCUAUACCGAUCGAUCAUCCUUACGGGAUUCUAGUGUGUCGCAAGAUCACGCCGGAUUAGAUAUUGCUGCAACUGUCUCUGAAGCGCACCCAGAGAGACCCAGAAAUGGAGCUGCCUCAGCGUCUCUUGAGUCGGCCAAUAACCGUGUCGAUCAGGUAAACUACCAACCAGCGAUUCAAAAUUUACAAAUGCAACAACCACUGACUGUUCUCUCUCACCUUCAGCCACACGUUGAUUCAGAAGGUUUCACCCAGCGCCCGGCAACAAUUGACGAGAUCACGCGUGCCCAGAAUGAGGCAGCAGGCCUAGAUGAGUCUGGUCUGAAUUUGACAAUUCGAGAUCAGCCCAUUUUCGAGGAUGAGAGCCAAGCGAAGCAGGCCAUGGAUGAUAUGGCAAAUACCCUCCGAAUGGUUAGUGACAGGUCUCACCACCACUCAAGCAAUGUGCACAAUACUUACCUUAUUAUCCAGCGGGCUCCGCAGACAGGAACGAGACGCAAUGCAGGUACCAUUCGCGGACGCCGUGAUGUUCGCAAUACCAUGUUCAUUGUUUCGCCUGGCAAUGAGCUUCCACCAUCUUCGGCAGGAUCGGGGUCCCAGCCACCAAAUUCUCCACUCCGGAAUAUGACCUCCCCCAGCAUUGCUCCCAGCACCGCUACGGAUGAUCACACUAUGUCGGAUACAACAUCUGUUCGCUCCGGACACACUAUGCAUGGUCCGGGAGCUUCAAUACAUCCUGAUCUAUACGAAUCGGGCCUCAAUGCUUCAGUAAUUGAGACCAUCAAUGCAUGGUUCUCAGAGGGUAAUGUUACCAAAUCUUCUGUCGUUGGUGAGCUUGCUCUAGUAAACAAUGCAACACCGGGUCAUGCGAUAGAGCGUACUCGCAUCCGACUCAAUAACUUCCAAAUGCUGGAAAAGGUAGCGGCCAAUCCUCAUUUUGUGCAGGAAGUCUCCAAAGACGCUGGCGAUGACAAAAGAGGCGAAUACGAUAUCCAGCUGGGCAGCAUAUCCCGCCCCAUGCCGACUGUUGCAUUCAAGUAUCAACUUCAUGUCGACCCAACCAACCCCUCUGCCUACUGCCCCGUGAUCUUCAGGCCAGUCUGGAACCUAGAAGAAUUACAAGCCAGCGCCAUCAUCUACUAUACGCUCAACCCAUCUUUCAUGUCCCACAAAUCGAAGUCGAUUACCCUCAAGAAUCUGGUCUUGACCAUCAAUCUGGACACCGCCACUGAGGACAAAACAACCAAGCAGCCACGCGAGUCAGUCGCCCACGCCAUCACCGCCGCCAUGUACCCUAAUAUUGGCGCCACCUUCCGUCGCAAAACCUCCACCGUCACGUGGAGAAUUCCCGAGCUGGAAGUCAAGGCUGCCACCACUCCAGACGUGGACAGCAAGUUCCUCGUCCGCUUCGUGACAUCCACCCCUGGACCUCGCAAGGGUACAGUUGAAGCGAAGUUCGAGCUCCGCGGCGCUGAAUCCGCUUCUCAGUUGGGUAUCAGCCGUGCUGCCUCAGACGAAGAGCAGAAGGAAGCCGACCCCUUUGCCGAUGGGGAUCGUGAGCUCCCGCUGUUCGCGACUUCGUGGCUGGGCGUCCCGACUACACGCAAGCUAAUCAGCGGAAAGUAUGUGUCUUCCUAG
Molecule: messenger RNA, 2796 nt
Organism: Penicillium digitatum Pd1
Lineage: Eukaryota; Fungi; Ascomycota; Eurotiomycetes; Eurotiales; Aspergillaceae
Source: RefSeq, a predicted model, not a curated record